Messenger RNA from Purpureocillium takamizusanense, 3278 nucleotides. RefSeq lists its product as uncharacterized. Bases 1388 to 3061 code for a protein of 557 amino acids. The record is from RefSeq and is a predicted model, not a curated record. Gene Ontology annotation, molecular function: carbohydrate:proton symporter activity. The transcript has a single exon. Gene Ontology annotation, biological process: transmembrane transport; carbohydrate transport. Lineage: Eukaryota; Fungi; Ascomycota; Sordariomycetes; Hypocreales; Ophiocordycipitaceae. Gene Ontology annotation, cellular component: membrane.
GUGCAGCUCUCUGCGUCGCGAACCUGCAUCAGCCGCAGACGCCGUGCCCGAGAGUCUGGCCGUUGAGUUGGUGUGACGCUCGGUCCGACGACGCAUAUACGACAGUCCUGUUCCUGACGCGCACAUUGACUUUGCCCCUGACAUGGAACCAAGCACUAUGCGUCUUCUGUCCGCCGGCAGGCUCUGGGGCGAGCGCCGGACGGCACGGCAUUGAGAACCGGCCAGGACCGGCACUCGCUCACAUGACCGUAACCGCGGCCGUAAUCAGAUGGGGGCCCCCAAACAGUGGUCAAAACUCAAAUGGAAAAAAGCUCAUAUGCCGCCGUGGAGCCCGGUUGACCGCGCCGCCUCCUCGCAUCAAGACGCAAUGCCUCAACCCCGCGCGUGACAAGGCGUGUCGGCCCGAUAGAAACGUAUCCAAAUCCAAGGAACAAGGGGCGGCGCCCAUCGCGUCCCUCGACGGUAGCCAUCUCCACCGCUCUCCUGAUCAGCAACCCCACGGGGGGACAGCAAUCCGGGGCCAAGCUAGCCAUGAAGAGCGGCGCCAAAUGCCGGCGACACGUGCGGGCCCAUCCUUCGCUAUGCGCCUGGGGUCUAUGGGCCGAUAAUUCCUCACAGUCUUGGCCGUUCCGCGGCUUGACGAGUCCUUGGCAGCUCUUGCGCGGCGCGGCAUCCAUGACUUCAUGGACGCGCGAGACCAGCGGCCAAACCAACAGUCAGUCUGACGAUGCCGGGCCGACGAGACGUUGGCGGUGUUGCCGGAACCACCACCACCACCACCACCACCAGCACACUACACCAACCCGCGCGGGAAAGAGGGUGGUGUAGUGUAGUACAAUGGUAUGGUUCUUGAGCCAAGCCCAAGCAAGCCCCAAGAAGACCAGCGACGCCUGCCAGGUCCUUGCUGUGUGCUGGACCUGGACCGCCGACGCCCACCACCAUCCCUGGCCAUAGUCGACGGCCUCGCCGCGCAAAGACGUCCCAAACCGGUACCCGAGCUGCCUCGUGAUUGGACCCGUUGCCCCAACAGGCCCUCUCUGCGGAGGUCCGGUGGCUUGCCACUAGUGGCCGACGCUGGUCUCGAUCCUGUCUCUCCCAGCAGGGUGGUGCCGUCUGCAGCGGCCAAAACUCCUUGCUGCGACCCCCGACUUGCACAAGACACUGUCUCGACACGCUCCUUGUCCAACUCGUAUAAGAUGGCACGAUACCCCUUGCCUUUGCGUAUUCAUCUCCGGUGACCAGGCGCUCGGAUAUCGGCAGCGAAAGCAAAUACCCCAGUCAAACGCACGCGGGCUUGCGUCAACUCUGGUCUUGUCUUGUCCCAUCUCUUCAUCCCCACCCCCAACGUUGCGUUGCGUCCAUUCCAGGGCCAGCGGCUGCCGUCAACAUGUCUCCUGCAACCCCGACCGACGACCUCGCCGUCCGGCGAGUGUCCGUCAUCAGAACCGCCGUCGAUGAAUCGACUGUCCACGAGGCGGCGGCGGCCACCGAAGCCGAGCACAGCAUGGGGCUCCUCGAGUCUCUCAAGCUGUACAAGAAGGCCUGCCUGUGGUCCAUCUUCUUGUCAACAUGCAUCGUCAUGGAGGGCUUCGACAUUGUCAUCCUCAACAACCUCUAUGCUUACCCCCCUUUCCAGCGCAAGUUUGGCGUCGAGCAACCCGACGGCACGUACCAGCUCACAGCCGCCUGGCAGUCUGGACUGUCCAACGGUGCGUUGUGCGGCCAAGUCCUCGGUCUCUUCGCCAACGGCGUCAUCGCCGACCGCUUCGGCUACCGCAAGACCAUGAUCGGCGCGCUCAUCGGUUGCAUCGGCUUCAUCUUCAUCAUCUUCUUCUCCGAGACCCUUGUCCAACUGCUCAUCGGAGAGAUCCUCAUUGGGAUCCCCUGGGGCGUCUUCCAGACUCUGACGACGACAUAUGCGGCCGAGGUGUGCCCGACCCACCUUCGUGCCUACCUGACGACAUAUGUCAACCUGUGCUGGGUCAUGGGUCAGUUCAUCGCCUCUGGCGUGCUGCGAGCCAUGCUCGCUCGGGACGACAAGUGGGGAUACAAGAUUCCCUUUGCUCUGCAGUGGAUGUGGCCGGUGCCCCUGAUUAUUGGCAUUUACCUGGCACCCGAGUCCCCGUGGUGGCUCGUACGUCGCGGCCGGCUGGACGACGCGAAGCGGUCUCUUGCCCGCCUCACGACGCGAAACUCGGGCGUCCCCUUCCGGCCCGACGAGACGGUGUCGAUGAUGGUGCACACCAACGAGAUGGAGAAGGAGAUGACGUCGGGCAUCUCGUACACGGACCUCUUCAAGGGCUCCAACCUGCGCCGCACCGAAAUCGUUUGCGCGGUGUGGAUGAUCCAGACUCUAUGCGGCUCGACCUUUAUGGGCUUCUCGACGUAUUUCUAUCAGCAGGCCGGCAUGGCGGUUGAGAACUCGUUUAGCAUGUCGCUCGGCCAGUAUGCGUUGGGCGCCGUCGGCACCAUGACGUCCUGGUUCCUCAUGCGCUGGUUUGGCCGUCGGACGCUAUACCUCGGGGGCCAGCUCAUCAUGUGCGUUGUGCUGCUCACGAUCGGGUGCGCCGCCUUUGCCGGGCGCGACAACAUUGCCGCUCAGUGGGCCAUCGGAUCGCUGCUCCUUGUCUAUACCUUUACCUAUGACGCCACGGUCGGCCCUGUGUGCUACUCGCUCGUUUCAGAGCUGACGUCGACUCGCCUGCGGACAAAGUCGGUCGUGCUGGCGCGCAACAUGUACAACAUUGUCGGCAUCGCCACCAACAUCAUCACGCCGCUCAUGCUCAACCCGACGGCUUGGAACUGGGGCGCCAAGUCGGGCUUCUUCUGGGCGGGGACGUGCUUCGUCUGCGCCGUGUGGACCUUUUUCCGCCUGCCCGAGCCAAAGGGUCGCACCUAUGGCGAGCUCGAUGUCUUGUUUGAGAACCGCGUCAGCGCCCGCAAGUUCAAGACGACGUCGGUCGACCGCUUCGACAGCCAGAGCGGUGGGGCCGCCUCGGAAAAGGAGAAGGGGUUUGACGAGGUCAUGGUCGAGCGCGUGGACAGCCGGCCGCGAAACUGAACUGGCGUCGGGGCGCGGGGAGAAACAAAGGUCGAGCACAUGGCGCAAGUUUAAAUGCGGGUAAAGCGAGUGGGAGUUUAUAGGGCGUUUGGGAGAGCGUCUUGUGAUUUGUUUUCUUUUUUUCAAAGCCUCGGGUGGCCAUGUGGUAAGGCGUAAGACUUGGUCUGCUGCUGGGAAGGCACUCUAUAUAUGAAGGUAUAUCAUGAAAGUAUAUAUG